Molecule: messenger RNA, 1707 nt
Organism: Anneissia japonica
Lineage: Eukaryota; Metazoa; Echinodermata; Crinoidea; Comatulida; Comatulidae
Product: thioredoxin-related transmembrane protein 2-like
Cellular component (GO): cytoplasm
Molecular function (GO): oxidoreductase activity, acting on a sulfur group of donors, disulfide as acceptor
Source: RefSeq, a predicted model, not a curated record
ACCAGUCUCUGUCUGUUUUGAAAUACCGCCCUCACCGUCAAGUUCCAACUUUUUCUUCACUCAUUCAUAAAAACAUUGUGGCGCGGUGGAAGUCGACAAAUUUACAGGCCUAGGCCCUAUCUAGAAUACCGCUUGAAAAUCAUGAAUUUACGAAAUAGAUUGCAGUAUUUGAAGCGUCUAUGUACCGCCCAUUUUGUGUCAAAUGCCAUUUUAUGUGUGCUUUUCCUAGUACUAAGAACAGUUCGUCCGUUAUGUACUAUCGUUUUCCCGAGAACUGAACCAGAAUGUAGCCUAGAAUGGCGUGAGAGUAACAUAUUGUUAUUUCUGCUGUGUGUUGUUGUGAUCAAAAACAGGAAGUUUCCAGAUGUUUUCCAGUUUACCAAAAUCCUAUUUUCUUUGUCAAAAGUUGCCAACUUUUUACUCUUUUUCUACUCUGAUAUACGGCUAGCUAUACUUUACAGUGUACUGUGUUUGCACUUGGGAUCAGUACAAGUGGAACUAGUCUAGAAUUACCAACUGUAAUAUUAUUCCAGAAUGGUAAACCAGUCAUCCGUAGGCCUGUAAAGAACAACAAAGGAAAAGUUAUCAAGUUUCAGUUUACUGAGGCUAACAUGAUAAGAGACUUUGAUUUGAAUGUAAUUUAUGAAGAGAGUAAAACAAAAGCACAAAGAAAACAGGAGAAAAAAGAAAAGGCGGAAGACAAUAAGGAAAAUGCUGAAGAGAAAAAAGAGAAGUGAAAGGAAGAUCACUUAGAUAUGAGAGUAGAUAAAGAACAAUUGAGGUCAUUGACCUUUCCAGAAUGUUAAUCAAAGUUAACUGACUGACCAGAACAGGACAAGGAUUGCAUGCUUGUCCCACAACCACACGUGUUCACAUACGUUAACGCAGGAUUGCAUGCUUGUCCCACAACCACACGUGUUCACAUACGUUUACGCUAUCGUUUUGUGGGACCGUAGUAACAAUAUCCAGGGGGUGGGGCUCAGCGAGAUGGUCCAAUGAAAAGCAUGCUGUGAGAUUGAUUCUUUCUUUAGAUUGCGGGCACUUUGAGUACUUGAGUGCUGGUUUUCAAAGUGGUACAGUUACAAAACAAACCAUCAAAAUAGAAAGAAAAAAAAAUAAAUACACAAAGUCAAAAGGAUUACACAAUAAUAGUGUAUUGUGCCAAUAUGCCUAACUAAAUAUAAAGCUCUUUCCCAAUUAUCAAAUUGUCUUUGGUAAAACGCUGCUGUAUGCCCAUAUAUAGUCAUGAUGUUUCUAUAUAUGGUCAUGAUGUGAUGUCAUAUUUAGGAAUGUUACAUGGUUUUGUCAAAUACAAUUUGACAGUCCGGAUAGGGCUUUAUAAUUCAAUAUUUGAAUUGCUUACGUCAAUAACUUUCAAUUAAUAAUUAGAACAGGAAAAUAUAUUCCUUGCCAUUUAAAGAUGUAUUGUAUCAUGCAAAAUACCAAAAAAGCACCAAAAAAAAAGCAUAAAAAUCAUUAUUAAAAUUAACUUGCUCAUUUUGAAGUAAACAUAAAAAUGUUUACCCAUAAAUUUACAGUAAUAAAUGAUAGAAAUACUUGCAGUCAAUGGAAGUGUUUUAAUAAAUUUAUUAUAUCCAUUCCAGUAUAACAAUCAGGGUACAGAUUGUAGAAUUCAACCAUUUCUAUGCUCAAGUUUUCUAUAGAAAAGGAAAUUAUUGUUUGUGAUUUUUUGUCAUUUUCAGGGAC